UUGACACUCCAAAUCAAGCACAAGUACAACGCUUAACUGAUCGGAGCUAUUUUAGGGCUUUUCUUCAUCGCUGAUCGACAAUGAGUACCGAAGGUUCGACUAAAGGCGGGAGAGGUAAAUCUAAAAUAACAAAAUCAGUCUCCAGAUCUCAGAAAGCUGGCAUCCAAUUCCCCGUCGGUAGAAUCGCUCGAUUCCUCAAAGCCGGUAAAUACGCGGAACGUGUCGGUGCCGGAGCUCCAGUCUAUCUCGCUUCCGUUCUUGAAUACCUCGCUGCUGAGGUCCUUGAAUUGGCGGGAAAUGCAGCGAGGGAUAAUAAGAAGAAUCGGAUUGUUCCGAGGCAUAUACAUUUGGCUGUGAGAAACGAUGAGGAAUUAAGCAAGCUUUUGGGGACUGUUACUAUUGCUAAUGGCGGCGUUUUACCUAAUAUUCAUCACAAUCUGUUGCCUAAAAAGUUUGGGAAGGGGAAGGAUGAGAUUGGAUCUGCUUCGCAAGAAUUCUAAGGAUUUAAUUAGUAUCUGCAACCGGAUCUCAUAGUUUUCAGGAUUGUUAAACAUCUUUGGGGUUUUUCCUAUUGUUUUCCUGAUCUAAAAGUCAAUGUAAAACCCUGGCCUAUAUACGUAAUACAC
Messenger RNA from Lactuca virosa, 626 nucleotides. NCBI's taxonomy places the organism in Eukaryota, Viridiplantae, Streptophyta, Magnoliopsida, Asterales, Asteraceae. The record is from the annotation of a GenBank genome assembly.